AUGCUUAUUUCCAUCGAGGUGUUGCGCCGUACCAGGCAUAUACUUCCGCAUGUGGCACGACUUUGCCUUGUGUCGACUUUCCUCGAAGAUGGUAUCAGAAUGUGGUUUCAGUGGGACGAUCAAAGGCAGUUUAUGCAGGAGUCAUGGUCAUGUGGUUGGUUCCUAGCGUCGCUGUUCGUCAUCUACAACUUUUUCGGCCAAUUCUUGCCUGUGAUCAUGAUCAUGCUGCGGAAAAAGGUGACUAUUGCAUGUGCGGUACUUGGAUCGAUUGUACUUCUCCAAACAGUUGCUUAUCAUAUUUUGUGGGAUCUUAAAUUCCUUGCCAGGUGUGUUGAUUUGACGUACUAA
Messenger RNA from Cooperia oncophora, 348 nucleotides. Lineage: Eukaryota; Metazoa; Nematoda; Chromadorea; Rhabditida; Trichostrongylidae. The record is from the annotation of a GenBank genome assembly.